AUGUCCAGCAGCCAAUGGUCGUCUGCGAGGGCCGCAUUGGGCGGCGAGACCGGGCUGGACCACGUCCUCCGCUCAUUGGUCGACUCCAUCGAACGCUUCACAUCUCCUCCAACGCUUUCGUUCAUUUCUCUGCAGGAAACGUUUCAUUCGACAAAACGCUACGAUGGUUUCAGCACAAAUAUCUCAUGUACACGUCUCGCAGCUCUCUGCAACAACUCUCCUCAGCACGCUCUCGCUGAUUGGUCGAGCCAGCCCAAGUCACGCGACCGGCCGCGCUACGCCUGGAUUCCAGAUCUGCUCUCUCCCGAACCAGACCGUUCAUUGCUCUCAACCACGAUGACGUCCGCUUCUCGGCUCCUCUCCGUCCUCGCUCUCACCGUCUUCGUAUCUGCUGAGCAAUUGCGCGUAUUACACCGGCUCUUCCACCCUUCCCUCGACGACAAGAACUUCUUUGAACGCGGCACGCUCUCACUCGACCCCUUCGGCCAAUCCUCAUUCGAGGCCGCACAACACCUCGACGACGACCUCCAGGCCUUCGCCUCCAUCGCCCAGCCUCUCCACGACGCGCUCUACCAAGUCGCAUUCGCGCCUGCCGAUCCAGACGCGCCCUGGGACGUCUCUUCCGUGAAAGCAUGCUUCCUGCCGACAAGCACCGAGGAGUCCUUCGUCAUUCAUCUCACAAACGCUGGCAAACCAUAUGCUCUAGACUACUUCGUUUCUCCUACGCCUCACGACGGCGCAUGUCCGACACUACCGAAAGAUGAGACGACUGCUGCCGUCUGGGCGCCGCGUAAUGUAACCAUCACAGCGUCGACGCCGACUCUCCCUCCUCUACCCGAGCUGCGCACACCUCCGCCACUCUCGGCUCAAGGCGAGCCCGUCAAGCCUCCGCCUGAGAAGAGUUUCAUACAGAAAUACUGGGUCUACAUCGUCCUCGUUCUCUUCGCUAUGAGUGCGUUCUCUCCCUUCCUUUCCUCUACUCCCGCCUACCGAAUAUAA
Molecule: messenger RNA, 999 nt
Organism: Stereum hirsutum FP-91666 SS1
Lineage: Eukaryota; Fungi; Basidiomycota; Agaricomycetes; Russulales; Stereaceae
Exons: 3
Coding region: 1-999 (332 amino acids)
Source: RefSeq, a predicted model, not a curated record